Tinamus guttatus (white-throated tinamou) is the source of this 1992-nucleotide messenger RNA. The record is from RefSeq and is a predicted model, not a curated record. Lineage: Eukaryota; Metazoa; Chordata; Aves; Tinamiformes; Tinamidae.
AUGGCCUCAGGUCGAGCCAGGGGAGGUUGGGACAUUAGGAAGAAUUCCUACAGGGAAGGAGUGGUGAAGCAUUGGAACAGGCUGCCCAGGGAAGUGGUGGAGGCACCGUCCCUGGCAGCAAGCAAGAAACGCAUCGAUGAGGCGCGUGGGGACACGGGGGCUCGCGGAUGGACUCUGAUCCUGAAGGUCUUCUCCAAUCGUAUUGUGGUAAACGGCCUGAUCAACAUCAGUAUUUCUACCAUUGAGAAGCGUUAUGAGCUGAACAGUUCCCUCACUGGCCUCAUUUCUGCGAGCUAUGACAUUGCUUUCUGUGUAUUGUCACUGUUCAUAUCCUUCUUUGGAGAAAGAGGGCACAAACCACGGUGGCUUGCUUUCUCAGCAUUUAUGAUGGGGUUGGGCUCACUUGUAUUUGCCUUGCCACACUUCAGUAGUGGAAAAUAUCACUAUGGAUCUAAACUUGAAGAUACAUGCCAAAUUCCAGGAACAACCUCCACUAACUCUACCUGCAGUGCCAGCACAAAGUCUUCCCUCUCCAACUACCUCUAUGUGUUCAUCCUGGCCCAGCUGUUGCUGGGAGUUGGAGGAACACCACUGUACACUUUGGGGACAGCUUUUAUUGAUGACAGUGUCCCAAAACACAAAUCUUCCCUUUACAUAAGAAUUGGCUAUGCCAUGUCACUGCUGGGCCCUGCUGUUGGUUAUGUCUUAGGAGGGCAGCUACUUAAUAUUUAUAUUGAUAUCCAGAUUCCAGAAAGUACAAAGCUGGAUCACGAUGACCCACGUUGGCUUGGGGCAUGGUGGAUAGCAUUUCUUGCAUGCUUUUUUGCAAUUUGGCUUCUGAUAAUACCGUUUUCAUGCUUUCCAAAGCACCUGCCAGGCACAGCAAAAAUAUAAGCUGAAAAAAUCUCUGAGACCCAUAAUGAUGGAAGCGAAGCACUUGUUAAAAUCAAGAACAUUGGAAAAAGCUUUAAAGACUUUCCUGUGGCUCUCAUGAUACUCUUGAAGAAUCCUGUGCUCAUGAGUCUAAUAAUAGCAAGCUCUUCAGAAGCUUUAAUUGCCACAGGUUCCACACCCAAGUUCAUAGAAAAUCAGUUUGGACAGACAUCAAGUUUUUCAGCAACUCUAGGAGGACUUGUAUUAAUUCCAGCAGCAGCACUAGGCCAAAUCAUAAGUGGCUUCUUGGUUUCCAAGUGCAAAAUGGAUUGCAAAAGCAUAAUCAAGUUUGUGAUAGGCACUUGUUCAGUGGCACUGCUAUUAAACACAGUGUUUUUAUUUGCUAAAUGUGGGAAUGAACCAUUCGCAGGUGUCUCUGAAACAUAUAAUGGGACAGGCAUGUUACAUAACCUAACAGCACCCUGCAAUGCUGACUGCAGAUGCUUGCACUCCAUGUAUUACCCAGUCUGUGGCAGAGAUGAGGUCCAGUAUUUUUCUCCCUGUUUUGCAGGAUGUACUGCACACUUUUCCAACAGCAACAAAAAGACUUUCUACAACUGUUCCUAUAUUGGGAAACUAGAAAAAGAAAAUAAUUCAGAGGACUUUCUGUAUGAAGCUAUCCCUGGGAAAUCUCCAGUACAAUGCAAACUUUUGCCUUUAUUUCUGACAUUCUUCUUCUUUGCUGUUGUAUUUACCUUUAUGGCUGUUACUCCAACCACUGUGGCCAUUCUCAUGUAUGUGCCAGAUAAACAGUGCUCAUUUGCCCUUGGAGUCCAGUCAGUAUUUCUAUGCCUGCUGGGUACUAUUCCUGGACCAAUAUUGUUUGGUGUGGCAAUAGACAACAGUUGUUCUCUAUGGGAUAUUAAUGAAUGUAAAACUAAAGGAGCCUGUUGGGUUUAUGAUAAUGAAAGAAUGGCCUAUCUGCUGAUGGGUAUAAGUGCUAUUUGUAAAAUCAUCACGAUCGUCUUUGUUAUCAUGACAGUCAGCUUGUAUAAGCCUCCACCAGCAAGUUCAGCCCUGUCACAGGAUUCAGAAAUGCUAUCUGCUGUGUGCACAUAA